AUGUUUUAUUCACAUAUGAUAGUUCUUAUUUUUUUACUGCUGAGUCAUGGAAGCAAUGCAAGCAUUACUCAGUCUGCAACCAUGAAGUUUGCUCUUAUCGCUGCUUUUGUUGUUGUGCUGGCCAUUGGCUCAGAAUCUGCAAGUCUGGUCAAGAGGGAUGUAUCUGCAGAAGUGGAGAAGCUUGGCAAGUACUUCCAGGACCUUUUUGAGAACCUUAAAACCGUGGAAGGCCCUGAGCUGGCUGACAAAGCAAAGGAUUACAUCGAGCAGAGCAGAGCCCAGCUGCAGCCCAUGAUGGAGAAGCUCCAGGAAAAGCUGAAGCCCCUUGCCGGCAACAUUGAGCAGCAAAUCAAGCCCCUGGCUGCUUCCAUGCAGGCUCAGAUCGCCCCCUACACUGACUUGGUGCAGUCCCAGGUUGAAGACCUUUUCAAGUUCAUGGUUGAUCAGACCAAGGCCAUCUUGCCCAACCAGUAAAAAGAAUUUCCCAGAGGAUGCUGUAAAACCAGCAUAUGGA
This is a messenger RNA of Electrophorus electricus (electric eel), 514 nucleotides long. The record is from RefSeq and is a predicted model, not a curated record. Lineage: Eukaryota; Metazoa; Chordata; Actinopteri; Gymnotiformes; Gymnotidae.